Messenger RNA from Toxotes jaculatrix (banded archerfish), 3196 nucleotides. It is a transcript of the gene tfe3a, whose product is annotated as transcription factor binding to IGHM enhancer 3a. The record is from RefSeq and is a predicted model, not a curated record. NCBI's taxonomy places the organism in Eukaryota, Metazoa, Chordata, Actinopteri, Toxotidae. Gene Ontology annotation, cellular component: nucleus. Gene Ontology annotation, molecular function: DNA-binding transcription factor activity, RNA polymerase II-specific; RNA polymerase II cis-regulatory region sequence-specific DNA binding; protein dimerization activity. Gene Ontology annotation, biological process: regulation of transcription by RNA polymerase II.
UGUCUGUGUGUGUCCGUCUGUCUCCGUGUCUGUGCUUCGGUCUGUGGCUCAGAGUGAGCCGUGCCCGGGUUCCCUCAGCAGUUACGAGGUGGACUUGAACCUGAGACUUGGUCUUGUUCCUCCCCUGGCGGGCUGGUCUUCCUGCUGGUCCUGGUCUUCCUGGGUUUAGGUCAGACUGUCUCUGCUGGACCGGGCAUGUUUCUGUCCCUGUGGUUUCACAUCUGAGACUCUGAUCCUCCGCUCUCUGCUCGUUAAAACGCCUCUUCUCUGGAGAAAUGUCAGCUGUCAGCUCGGACCAGAUCCACACCGGAGAGCAGAGCCGAACCGGAACCGAGCUGGAGCAACAGGAGGACGGGACCCUGCAGCCGCAGACCGUGUUUGUCAUCCUGGACUCGGCUGAAGCGCUCAAUCUGGUCCGGGUGGAGUCUGGGAUCGUCGCUGACAUCGAAGUUGACAGUUUGCUGCCUUCCGGCUGCGACGCCUUCUACCAGAUCAAGAGUCAGCCAAUCAGCAUCAGUACAUCAGCAGCAGCUUCCUCCUCUGCCUCAUCUUCAUCCUCCCUGCCGUCAGUGAUGUCAUCCAGGGUUUUGAUGCGUCAGGACCUGAUGCGUCAGCAGGCUCUGGAGGAGGAGCAGAAGGAGGCGCAGCAGCAGCUCCUCCGCUCAGCUGGCUCCUCGUCCCCGAUCUCUGUGUCUGUGUCCUCGUCCUGCAGACCUCCUGCUCAGGUCCCUGUGGAGGUGCUGAAGGUGCAGACUCACCUGGAGAACCCCACCAGGUAUCACAUCCAGCAGGCUCAGAGGCAACAGGUGCGUCAGUAUCUCUCCACUGCACACACUGCCGUCACCACCAAGACAGCCAAUGAGCAGCCAGCUGGACCUUCGCCAAGCCACUCCCCCCAGCUGGGCUCUGCACUGGGACUACAACCAGCACACGGCAAACAGGAAGUGGAAGAGACAGUCAUUGAUGACAUCAUCAGUCUGGAGUCCAGCCUUAAUGACGAAUUUCUGACGCUGAUUGACUCGGGACUGCAGCUCACCAACACGCUGCCGGUGUCAGGGACCAUGCUGGACAUGUACAGCAGCAGUGGAGGGGUGGCCACACCCACCAUCACCAUUAGCAACAGCUGCCCGGCCGAGCUGCACGCCGUCAAGAGAGAGCUGAGCGAUGUGGACACCAAAGCUCUGCUCAAAGAGAGACAGAAGAAGGACAACCACAACCUCAUCGAGAGGAGGAGGAGGUUCAACAUCAACGAUCGGAUCAAAGAACUCGGAGCGCUCAUCCCCAAAUCCACCGACCUGGAGAUGAGGUGGAACAAAGGAACCAUCCUGAAAGCGUCGGUGGAUUACAUCCGCAAACUGCAGAAAGAACAGCAGAGAGCCCGAGAGAUGGAGGAGAGACAGAGGAGGCUGGAGACCACGAACCGCUCCCUGCUGCUCCGCAUUCAGGAGCUGGAGCUUCAGGCUCGUCUCCACGGCCUCUCUCCGUCCUCCUCGUCCCCCCCCCCCUCCUCCUCCUCUCUUGACCCCCAGGCCCUGCUUGCCCCCACGCUCCCUCAUCCCUUCUCCUCCUCCUCCUCUCCUUCCUCCUCCUUGGUGACUCCCUCCCUUGGUCUGGACGCCCUGAGCUUCGUGGACCUGGAACCUCGGGGAGCCUCCACCGUCUUCUCCCCAGACCUGAUGUCUGACGUGGGGCUGACGGAGCUCCACGGCCUGGGAGACAUCCUGAUGGAGGAAGGGGGAGGCGGGGUGGUUUCCGACCCUCUGCUGUCCUGUGGAGCCUCGAAGACCAGCAGCAGGAGGAGCAGUUUCAGCAUGGAUGAGGACCUCUGAUGACAUCAUCACACACACAGGGAUCUGAUUGGAAAGAGCUGGAGGCGGGACUUUGACCAACCGCACACUGUUUUUAUUUUAUUUUUUUGUUUAGAAACAUUUUUAAUCAGUAACAUCAUCAAAACAAACAAUGCACAGAAGUGAUGUCACAGGGAGCAACUGUCCUUCAGUGUAACCAUGGUAACCACAGAGUCAUCACCUGUAACCAGUAUGACAGCUUUGUCACCAUGGUAACCAUGCUAACUCCUGUGUCUUCCAGUGUACCCAUGGUAACCGGUAUGUGUCACCAUGUUAACCGCAAUUUUUUUUCUCCAGUGUAACCAUGGUAACAGCUGUGCCGUCUGCUCCUUGUUAACAUCAGACCAGAAGCUGAUUGGCUGUUGAUGAACAAACUCACAGCUGAUUGGUUGGUAGAGCAGCGACUGAUCAAUAACUCUCAAUCAGUUCAGUGAAAAUGAAAAUCACUUUUUUCGGUUCGUGUUUGUCCGGAUAAAAACGUUUCGUCAUCAGGCUGCUGCAACGGACGUCAAACGAGCGACGGCAGAUUUUUCUGUAGGAUAAAAGAUUCUUGUGUUAAUUUUUCCACAGUUUUAAAUGAACACUUGGCGUCCUCUCAUUGGCUGGACCCUUCCUGCUGCAGUGCUUAUUGAUUGUCCCAGAAGAUAGAACUAAAACCUGGCGUCCUCUGGUCCACGUGGUGUGACAGACCUCCUCCACCCGGGACAGAAACAAAGCUGAUGAACGCAGGAAUAACAAAAAUAAAAACACGCAGACAAAGUCGCCUGAAGUUGAAAACAUAAGAGUAAUUUAAGAUCUCUAAUGAAGUGGUUUAUAAAUGUGCUGAAAUGACGACAUUGUUACGUUUUACAUGAAAAGUUUGAUUUUAUUUGCUUAUGUUUUGUAAAAUGAGGUACGCUGGAUCAGCUGAUCGCAGCUGCUGGAUCAGCUGGGAUCAGCUCUCACUGGAUCACUGUGAUACUGAGGGAAACAUAAAAACAGCAGGAUUCUGAAUGAAGUUCUGCAGGCAGAGGAAGCUCAGCUCUGCCUUAAUGUUGUCGCUGAGCUGUGAGUCACUGCUGCUGCAAACUACAGGAACCAACUUCCUGUUGUUUCAGCUCACCUGUACACACCUGUCCAUCUCACCUCACAGUAACUUUACCUCAACCCCCCCGACCCCUGUUACAUGAGAUGAUUUGACUGUGGUUACCAUAGCAACAGCAGCUUCAGAGUCAGCUGUCAGUCAUCAGGAUGAGAUUAAAGGGAAUCAUGUCUGUCAUUAAUGUUCUGAUUUAUGAGCUUUAGUCUGUUUUUAUAGAUCCUUUAUGUCUCAGACUUUUAUAUAGAAAUAAAAUCACUUCACAAAAUGA